GAAGGAGGUGUUGGUCAGGGACCUUGGGCACAGAGCGCCUCUGUUGAGAAUUGUUUGCUUUGCCUGGGUUCCUGGCUCCAUCCUCCCUCCAUGCCUCCCCUCCUCCCUCUUUCCCUUCUCCACUCUCCCCCUCUCCCUCACUCCCUCUCUCUUUCCUUGGCCCUGGCUGGUCCAUAUGCUCAGUAUUUUAGGCUAAUCUCAUCCAGCGCUCGCCAGUCUGUGAGUCUCUGUGUGGGACAGUGUGGGACAGUGUGGGACAUUCAGAGGGUUUGGGACACUGGCAUCCAGAGGUGCAGGGGGAGAGAGAAUGAAAGGUGCACAGCGUAACCCCGUCUCCUCUUCUUGUUAUUGCAGUGGCGUGGCCAGGUCGGACAGCAAAAUCAGCGCCAAGGCCCUCUACGAGCAGAGGAAGAAAUACUCCAACUCCAAUUUUAUUAUGCAUGAGACGUCGCAGUAUCAUGUUGAGCAUCUCACCACAUUCAUCAUGGACAAGAGAGAGUCCAUUGUCACAGUGGACGACGCCGUUAAGAAACUGGUCCUUCUGGACUCCAAGCGCAAAAUAUGGACGCAGGAGAUGCUCCUGCAGGUCACUGACAAGGCGGUGUGCCUGCUCGACUGUGACACACAGGAUGAGUUGGAGAACUUUCCUCUCCACACCAUCCAAAUGUGUCAGGCGGUGCUGAAUCAGACACGCUACCCCUCCGUGCUGCUGCUCGUGUGUCAGGACAAGGAGCAGCACAAACCCGACAUCCACUUCUUCCACUGUGACGAGGUGGAGGCUGAGAUGGUUCAUGCAGACAUAGACAGUGCCAUCGGGGACAACAAGCACGGGAAGAAAAUGAGGCUUCAGACCCUGAAGGUCAAUCAGGAGAAAAUGAAGCAUCACAGAGAAACCAUUCUUCCCACCUCACCAACAAAAGGCCCCUCUACUCCGCCUAUGGGACGAGUGGCUGCCCCAAACACACAGGACAGAGGAGCCACAGGACAAGUUAGCACAGAGUCACAUGAAAAACUGGCCAAGCGCACUUUAAAGGAAGUGGAAAUCCUCAACUGUGCCCUGGAUGACAUAGAAAACUUUGUGGCACGGUUGCAAAAGGCAGCAGAGGCCUUUUCGCAGCUCAACCACCGCAACAAGAGUAAGAAGAAUAAGAAGAAAGGACCAGCAGAGGGGAUGCUGACCCUGCGAGCCAAGCCCCCCACUGAAGCCGAGUUCAUCGAUAGCCUGCAGAAACUGAAGCUGGCCUUGAACCUCGUGGCCAAAGUGAAGAAACACAUACAGAAUCCAAGUGCGUCCGAGCUGGUUCACUUCCUCUUUGGCCCUCUGGAGCUGGUGCUGCAGAGCUUCGGGAGUCCUGACCUGGUACGUUCAAUCAUCUCUCCUCACCUUUCUAAAGAUACUGUCGACUUCCUGCGAGGACACCUCAUCCCCAAAGAGAUGACCAUCUUUGAGCUGCUGGGGGAAGGAUGGACCAAACCCAGAUCAGAGUGGCCCAGGGAUCAGUGUGCCCCUGUUUAUUACCCAAAGUUUCGUAAUGGGUGGGAGCCGCCGGCAGAUAUCUUCAGGACCGCCCCGUGGGAAACAGAGGGACCCUCAGGCCCAAUGGGGCCGCCCACCAGCCCUGACUACAGGAAACACUCAACAGAGGACUAUUAUGGUACUCAUUCCUCUGGCUCAUCAGACGGGUCCUACAACGGGAAGACCCACACCCGCAAAUAUGCCAAAAUCCGCUACCACUUUGUAGCACGGAAUGCCAACGAGCUGUCAGUGCUGCAGGACGAAAUCCUCGAGGUGAUAGAGGAUGACAGACAGUGGUGGAAACUACGGAAUCGCAGUGGCCAGGCCGGCUACGUCCCGUUUAACAUCCUGGAUGUUGUGAAGAUAGAGGAGCCAGAAGGCGGCUACAGCCAGGAUUACGGAAAGUCACCUACUGGUACUUUGGCCCAUGGAGACGUUUUCACCAACGGUAUACCUAAAGACAAAAUGGAUAAAGUCAACAACGAGUUGUUGAAGAAGAUCACUGAAAACAAAACCCAGCCCGUCAGGAAGAUCCGCGUGGAGCGACCAUCCGGCAGCUGCGUGCCGCUCAAAUUUGACUCAAGCCCAGAGCAGGUGACCGCAUGGCUCAUCGCAAAGGGGUUCUCAUCAUCGACGGUUGAAUGCUUGGGGAUCCUGACUGGAGCCCAACUGUUCUCCCUCAACAAAAAUGAACUGAUCUCGGUGUGUGGAGACGAAGGCAGUCGUGUCUAUAAUCAAGUGACUGUGGAGAAAUCACAGCAGGAGAAGAGCAGCGGAGACACAGAGCUGCAGGAGAUCAUGAAGCGGCGGCAGGAGAGGAUCGACUCCGGCAGCAAGGACUGAACCUGUCGACCAGCUGCGCCCACCCAGACGCUGCUGCUCCCUCACAGCUUCCUGACUGCAGCAGCUUCUUUAAUCAAUCUGCUGGCAAUCGGGACAGACAGCAGUGUUGUAAAAAGAAAAAUAUUUAUUUUGUAUCGUGCAAACAUGUAUGUACUCCAGUGUUUUCUUUUCUAAUUAUGUCGCUUUUUGUUUUAAUCAUCUCGUCCGAUUUUCUCGUCAAAGAGAUGCUUGUGUAUGAAAGAAAUCGUGUACAGUUCGGCGUGUGUGGGUGCGUGUGUAUGUGUGUGCAUGUAACAUACAUAUUUCUAUGAGCAGUGUAUGUGGAUGUUUAUGCUCAGUGUCAAUAUUGCAGCUGUUUACUAAAUGAUGUGGUAAAUAAGUAGAUCUUAGUGAUUGUGUUUCUAAAUCUGUGCCAGACUAUGUGACACAUCUUCUGAUAUAUAGCCAAUUAUUUUCAUAUCACUGUUUACAGCUAUAGAAAAUAAUAAGUUCUCCGUGCAGAUAGCAGGAAAACAGUCGUCGUUGUUGUUGGGAACUGACAACCAGCAGUCGGUAUUAAUGUAAAUAGUCUUGCUGUUUAUAAUCAAAAUUCAGACGUCCUUGCACCAGAGAUACUCACAAUAAUCCUGCAUGAAGUCAUUGCCAGUAAUAAUGGACUGCUGUCACACCAAUGUGUCUUUUUGCAGCGUAAACUACACUGACACAGAAAAACUAAAGAGCAUAUGCAAGAGAGCAUGUUGCUCGGCUAUUAAUUAAAUGAAGAUUCAAUGGGGUUGUAAAUAUUUCGGGACACAGUGUCUAAAAAGAACAUAAUUAAAAUAAAAACCUGGUAAAUAUUUCAUAUCACAUCUUUUUUCUGCGUAAUUUGUGAGGUUUUGGACAUAAUGGUAGCGGAGGUGGACAGAAGAUAAACACAGUUUCUUUAUUGUUGUAUCAGAAGAUAAGAAAAGAGUUACAGCUGAAGAACUGUCAACAGUAUCACAUUAUAGAUCAAUGAAAAAAACCCAUCUGUUUACAUAACUCACAAUCAGCUUCCAUUAUUGUAUUUACAACAGCAUGAUACUGUAACUGUGAGAUGAUCUGUAAAGAAUGAACACUAAAAUAAAUCCUGCACAGAAUCUGAAAA
Messenger RNA from Hippoglossus stenolepis (Pacific halibut), 3485 nucleotides. RefSeq names its product EPS8 like 2 (gene eps8l2). Gene Ontology annotation, molecular function: actin binding. The transcript is spliced from 19 exons. NCBI's taxonomy places the organism in Eukaryota, Metazoa, Chordata, Actinopteri, Pleuronectiformes, Pleuronectidae. Bases 308 to 2359 code for a protein of 683 amino acids. Gene Ontology annotation, biological process: regulation of Rho protein signal transduction; positive regulation of ruffle assembly; Rho protein signal transduction. The record is from RefSeq and is a predicted model, not a curated record. Gene Ontology annotation, cellular component: plasma membrane; vesicle; ruffle membrane.